Messenger RNA from Saprolegnia diclina VS20, 2073 nucleotides. RefSeq lists its product as hypothetical. The transcript has 2 exons. Gene Ontology annotation, cellular component: plasma membrane. NCBI's taxonomy places the organism in Eukaryota, Oomycota, Saprolegniomycetes, Saprolegniales, Saprolegniaceae. Gene Ontology annotation, molecular function: metalloendopeptidase activity. The record is from RefSeq and is a predicted model, not a curated record. The coding region runs from base 12 to 2021 and encodes 669 amino acids. Gene Ontology annotation, biological process: protein processing.
AUUUACUUCCCAUGGUCAAGAUCAUCGCCUCCGCCAGCGUUUUGGCCGCUGUCGCCAUUGCCGGCACCGUCAACGAGAUCCCCGCCGACAUGCGCGCGCUCAUGGACACGAACGCGAACCCGUGCGAUGACUUUUAUCAGUACGCGUGCGGUGGGUGGUACAAGCAAGCCGUAAUUCCGGCGGACCGAGCCAAGAUCGACACGUCAUUCAGCGUCCUUGGCGACAAGAAUGACGCGGUCAUUCGCCAGAUCCUCGGCGCGGGCUACCCCAAGGUGUCGGAGUACUACAAGUCGUGCCUCGACACGCGGACGCUGACGACCAAGGGCCUCGCGCCCAUCUCGGAUGACCUCCAGAGCAUCAAGACGGCCACUUCGGUGGCUGGCUUGCUCCAAGUUGCGGCCAACCUGAGCAAGAAGGGUGUCUAUGCCUUCACCCAGCCUGAGGUGGCCCCGGAUUCGCAAGAUGCGACGGCCAACGUGCUCUACUCGGCCCAAGCGCCGUCGACGCUGACGCGUCAGCUGUACGUCAACCCGCAGGAAUGGCGCGUGGUCCAGCCCGCGUACAAGCAGUACAUCACGUCGGUCUUUACACUUGCGGGCAAGACAGCGGCCCAGGCCACGGCUGCGGCCAAGACGAUCAUCGACUUUGAGCUCCAGCUUGCUGGUGUCCAGCUCUCGAAGCUUGAGAUGCUCGAGGCCACGACGGCCAACUACAACGCGCUCACGUAUUGUGAUGCGGCGGCCAAGUACCCGCUCACGGUCGGCGCGCAACUCCAGGCCUACGGCUUUCCCAUCACGAGCUGCAAGGACCAAAAAAUCGUUCUCAACGACCUCGACUUCUUUGACCGUGUCGAGGCGCUCGUCGGCCGCCAGUCGCUCUCGGCGCUCAAGACGAUCUUCGAGUUCAAGGUCCUCCACACCUAUGCGCCGUCGCUCGCACCAGCCUUUGGGACCGCGCGCUGGAAGCUUUUUGGCAAGCUCAUUGGUGGUGAAAGCGUCGAGCAGAGCCGCGAGAAGAAGUGCACGGCCGACAUCCAAGAGAAGCUCGGCGACCUUGUGUCCGACUACUUUGUCAAGGCGACGUUCGACGCCAACUCGGCCGCCCGCGCCGAGGAGCUGGUCCAGGCGCUCCAGACGUCGUUCCAGCAAGGCAUUGUGACCGCGUCGUGGCUCGACGACGAGACGCGCGACAAGGCGACCUCGAAGCUCUCGAAAUUUGUGCAUUUGAUUGGUGCGCCAACGUCGCCGCAGACGUACCCGAGUUUGAGCUUGAGCGCGACCGAGUACAUUGCCAACAUCAACAAGAUCACGACGUUCGAGACCGACGCCAACUUGAAGCUCAUUGGCACCAAGGUCGACCGCACCAAGUGGGGCUCGCCCGCGGCCGAGGUCAACGCGUAUUACAACCCUUCCGUCAACUCGAUCACGUUUCCCGCUGGCAUUCUCCAGUCGCCUUUCUUCUCGGGCAAGUUUGACCCCGCGCGUAACUUUGGCGGCAUCGGCAUGGUCAUUGGCCACGAGAUCACGCACGGUUUCGACAACUCGGGCCGCAAGUACGACGGCGACGGCAACGUGGCCGAAUGGUGGAGCGACGAGACGUCGCUUGCGUUCAACAAGAAGGCCAAGUGCAUCAUGGACCAGUACAGCGCCUUUGACGUGCGCAGCGAAACGUCCGGCAGCUCGCUCGGCAACGUGAACGGCCGCUUGACGCUCGGCGAGACGAUUGCCGACAACGGCGGCCUCAAGACAGCGUUCCGCGCCUUCCACAACUACACGGAGACGGUCUCGCCCUCGGUGUACACCAAGGAGGUUGGCGACAAGGUCUUCUUCCUCUCGUUUGCGCAGAACUGGUGCUCGAAAAACUCGGACGCGUACCUCAAAAUACUGCUCGAAGACGAGCAUCCCCCCAGCAAGUUCCGCAUCUACGGCGCCGUCCAGAACAACGACGCGUUCGCCAAGACGUUCAACUGCCCUCUCAACUCCAAGAUGAACCCGACCAACAAGUGCUACCUCUGGGAGUAACUUCGAAAUUAGCAUAUUCUUAACGUCUAAUCUCUAAUCUCGUUGAUCGUGA